AUGGAGUGGAAAAUACUACCCAUUUGCUUGUUGCUGCUACUUUCUGUUUUUUUGAUUCAGCAAGUUUCAUCUCAAGAUGUACCAAGCUGUGCAGGGAGAUGUGGGGAAGGGUAUUCUAGAGAUGCCAUCUGCAACUGUGAUUAUAACUGUCAACACUACAUGGAGUGCUGCCCUGACUUCAAGAAAGUCUGCACUGUAGAGCUUUCCUGUAAAGGUCGCUGCUUCGAGUCCUUUGCGCGAGGGAGGGAGUGUGACUGUGACUCCCAAUGUAAGAAGUUUGGCAAGUGCUGUUCCGACUAUGAGACUUUCUGUGAAGAAGUAAACGAUGACAAGAAAAAACCACCUAAAAAGGAACCUAAAAAGGAACCACCAGUUGUGGAUGAAGCUGGAAGUGGCCUGGACAGUGUUAUCCCAGGCACUGAUCACAUAGUGAGAGGACCCAGUCAAGGCAUCAGCUCCCACUCCCUGCUUUUAGAUGAUACCAAUUUAUGCAAUGGCAGACCAGUAGAUGGACUGACUACUCUGCGCAAUGGGACAUUAGUUGCAUUUAGAGGUCAUUAUUUUUGGAUGCUAAAUCCAUUCACUCCACCACCUCCACCUCGCAGAAUUACUGAAGUUUGGGGUAUUCCUUCACCCAUUGAUACUGUUUUUACUAGAUGCAACUGUGAAGGAAAAACGUUCUUCUUUAAGGAUUCUCAGUACUGGCGUUUCACCAAUGAUGUGCAAGAUGCAGGAUAUCCUAAACAAAUUGUAAAGGGAUUUGGAGGACUAACCGGAAAAAUUGUGGCAGCUCUUUCAGUAGCUAAAUAUAAGGACAGGCCCGAAUCUGUGUAUUUUUUCAAGAGAGGUGGCAAUGUUCAGCAGUAUGUUUAUAAACAGGAACCUGUUAGAAAAUGCACUGGAAGAAGGCCUGCUAUAAAUUAUUCCGUGUAUGGAGAUGCAGCACAGGUCAGGAGACGUCGCUUUGAACGGGCUAUAGGACCUCAAACUCACACCAUCAGAAUUCACUAUACACCUGUUGUUAGAGUUUCUUAUCAAGACAAAGGUACCCUCCAUAAUGAAGUUAAAAUGAGUACGAUGUGGAGAGGACUUCCAAAUGUGGUUACCUCAGCUAUAACACUGCCCAACAUUAGACGACCUGAUGGAUAUGACUACUAUGCCUUUUCCAAGGAUCAAUACUAUAACGUCAAUGUGCCCAGUAGAACAGCAAGAGCAGUCACUACUCGUGAUGGGAAGACCCUCUCCAAAGUCUGGUACAAAUGUCCUUAG
This is a messenger RNA of Marmota flaviventris (yellow-bellied marmot), 1269 nucleotides long. RefSeq names its product proteoglycan 4 (gene Prg4). Gene Ontology annotation, molecular function: scavenger receptor activity; polysaccharide binding. Gene Ontology annotation, biological process: immune response. The record is from RefSeq and is a predicted model, not a curated record. Lineage: Eukaryota; Metazoa; Chordata; Mammalia; Rodentia; Sciuridae.